Molecule: messenger RNA, 2571 nt
Organism: Delphinapterus leucas (beluga whale)
Lineage: Eukaryota; Metazoa; Chordata; Mammalia; Artiodactyla; Monodontidae
Source: RefSeq, a predicted model, not a curated record
AGGUGAGCGAGCGAGGAGGUGAAGUGGGUUCUGAGCAUGUUUGGCCCUUUGUUCCCUGCUCGUGCGUGUGUCCGGGUACGUGAGUUCCUUAGACGUCCGUCUGGCCGUCCGUCGGGCUGUCGGGUCACCGGAGUGUGCGUGGGAGGACCGGGCCCGCGUGCCCCUCUCCACUCCCGGGGUGCUCGGUGCUUCCCAGUCCUCCCCUUAACUUCCUCCCGGCCCGCCCGCCUACCUUGAAGUCUCCCGGCUGAUCCGGUGUCUCCUCCUCCGUCCCUUCCCCUCUCUCAGGUCGCUAUCACCCUCGGAGGUCAGGGGCCCGCACUGUGAAGGUGACCGCCGUGGGGAGGAGGGCGACGGUCCCUGGGGGGAUGAUGGCCGGGGCCCGCCUCUCCCAGGCCCGCAUCCCAGCGGUCGCCGUGUGGCUCCUUUGCUCGCUCGGCCUUCUGGGCACCGAGGCCGGGCCGCCGCCCGUGCCCCCCAGUCUGCUCACGGCCGACAACUGCCUGGACCGCUUUACCCCCGGGGUGCCUGCCUUCGUACUCGACACUGACGCCUCGGUGAGAAACGGCGCCACCUUCCUGCGCUCCCUCACCGUGCGCCGCGGCCGGGACUGCGUGCACGCCUGCUGCAGCUCCAACGACUGCAAUCUGGCGCUGGUGGAGUUGCAGCCCGACGGCGGGGAGGACGCCAUCGCCUCCUGCUUCCUCAUCAACUGCCUCUACGAGCAGAACUUCGUGUGCAAGUUCGCGCCCAGGAAGGGCUUCAUCAACUACCUCACGCGGGAGGUUUACCGCUCCUACCUCGAGCUGCGGACCCAGGGCUUCGUAGGGUCCCGGAUCCCCAAGGCCUGGGAAGGCACAGACUUGAAGGUACAGCCACAGGAACCCCUGGUGCUGAAGGGUGUGGAGAACACAGAUUGGCACCUACUGCAGGGUGACACAGACGUCAGGGUAGAGAGGAAUGAUCCAGACCAGGUGGAGCUGUGGGGACUCAAGGAAGGCAGCUACCUGUUCCAGCUGACGGUGGCUGGUUCAGACCAGCGAGAGAGCACGUCCAACAUCACAGUCACCGUGCUGUCCCCCAAGCAGACAGAAGAAUAUUGCCUUGCAUCCAGCAAGGUGGGCCGCUGCCGUGGUUCCUUCCCCCGCUGGUACUACGACACCACAGAACAGAUCUGCAAGAGUUUUGUUUAUGGAGGUUGUCUGGGCAACAAGAACAACUACCUUCGGGAAGAAGAGUGCAAGCUCGCCUGCCGCAAUGUGCAAGGCCCCUCAGUGGAAAGGCAUCAUCCAGUGUGCUCUGGCACCUGUCACUCCAGCAAGUUCCGCUGCAGUGAUGGCUGCUGCAUCGACAGCUUCCUGGAGUGUGAUGACACUCCCGACUGCCCCGACGCCUCCGAUGAGGCCACCUGUGAAAAAUAUACCAGAGGCUUCGAUAAACUCCAGAGGAUCCAUUUCCCCAGGGACAAAGGCCACUGCGUGGACCUGCCAGACACGGGCCUCUGCUUGGAGAGCAUCCCCCGCUGGUACUACAACCCGUUCACUGAACGCUGCGCCCGCUUUACCUAUGGUGGUUGCUAUGGCAACAAGAACAACUUUGAGGAGGAGGAGCAGUGCCUUGAGUCCUGUCGUGGCAUCUCCAAGAAGGAUGUGUUUGGUCUGCGGCGGGAAAGCCCCAUUCCCAACACAGACUCGGUGGAGGUGGCCAUUGCAGUGCUCCUGGGAACCUGCAUCGUGGUGGUGGUAGCCAUCCUGGGUUACUGCUUCUUCAAGAACCAGAGGAAGGGCUUCCACAGACACCGCCACCACCACCCCCCACCCUCUACCCCCACCAGCUCCAAGGUAUCCACCACCGAGGACAUGGAGCAUCUGGUCUACUACCAAACAACCCGACCCCUCUGAGCCUGAGGCUCUAGAGGGCUCUAGCCAGUUCUCACCUGGCCCCGCUUCCUCCUUGCCAAGGUGGAGGCCUGGGCUGAGGAAGACUUUGGGACCAGACUCCUCCAGCCUGUUUUCCAGGCCUAUCUGCCUCCAGACCCUCUUGGAGGUGUCUCAGCUAAGCUCAGGCUACUUGUUCCUGAGAAAGCUCAAGGGUCUGCAAGGAGCAGAAAACCUUUGAGCCAGGAGUCCCACGCAUGGUUGGACCCGUCUGCCUAGGACUUCAGAGGAAGUUGGAAUUUUGCUUCCUGUUCAGAGCUGCCUGCCCCCAUCCCACAACCUUGAGAAGAGGCCUGGGGUCGCAUCAGAGGCUGGAGGCCCCAACUCCCGUCCUCCAGAGCUGCCCCUCCCACCCUGCAAAGUCCAGGGCUGGGGUGCGGGGGAGGACGUCCCUGUAUAUUCUGUGUUGUACAGAGCUGCUUUCUGUUUAUUUAAUGCCAUGCCGGGUGGGUGAGAGGAGUGGAAAGUGGCUCUCUGGCCGCUGCCGCCUCUUCCCCUUCCCCGCGGAGUGAGCCCCAACCUGGCCUGGCCUGGCACACAGCCAGAUCCUCGGCACCCCCCAGGGCCCUGCUGCUCCCCUACUUCCCACCGGCCCCAGUCCACCCACAGUGUAAUAAAGUGAUUUGUCCUGUGA